Zychaea mexicana is the source of this 1390-nucleotide messenger RNA. RefSeq lists its product as uncharacterized. Gene Ontology annotation, molecular function: DNA-binding transcription factor activity. Gene Ontology annotation, biological process: regulation of DNA-templated transcription. Bases 124 to 1152 code for a protein of 342 amino acids. The transcript has a single exon. The record is from RefSeq and is a predicted model, not a curated record. Lineage: Eukaryota; Fungi; Mucoromycota; Mucoromycetes; Mucorales; Lichtheimiaceae.
GUUUCAGAAGAAAAUGAACUAUUUCCCGGUUCUUACAGACUGCUACAUACGCGUUUCUGUCUCUUUCUAUUCUCAAACUCCUCCACUCUUCUAAUAAUUAAAGUUUCCAGCAGUGCCUCGCACAUGUCGAACACUGACUACUGUUCCGAAAUGGGUUUGUCACCUCCCACAAGUGUUGACAAUAGUGCUGAUCAGUGUAUUGUUGAUAACGACGAAAACUACUACAACGACGCGUUUUUCAAUGAUUUAGACGUUGCCACCAAUGAUCUAAAUCGCGACUUGAUUACCGAUCAACACGACGCGUUUUACUCUCUUCCCGCUGCGACAUUGGAAGACGAUGCUGGUUUCGCGUUAAUGAGCCACUUGCUAUUGAUUACUUCUAGUAUGACCGCCGCUAUCGGUGCUCCUACUGGUUCAGGUCAGCAUAACCUGUUAAACUCGGUACCAACAACAACAAUAGCACCGACGGCGAUAUCUUCAUCAUCACCAUCGAUAUUUUCAAUAACACCCACAUCUACACCACCAGUAUCAGUAAUACAUGAACAAAACGACAGUAAUACAGCUGAAAACCCGGUUCUAUCAUACUCAGUACCAUUUAUUGCUCCAGAAGAUAUCCUACGACAGCGACAACAUACUCUACACCGGGAAGGUCAGCUACCGCCCCCAGCAACAGUGAUUGCUACAUUAUCGUCACCUAUCGUUCCUACAACAACAAGCUUGCCUUUGGCAAAAAAUGAACAAGAAGUGCAGGCUGCAAGAAAAAUUGCUAUCAAGCCCGAAACUAGUAGAAGUCAAAAAGUAGUACCAAUAUUAGAAAGAGGAGGAACAGUGGAAAGAACAAAGGAGAUGAGAGAACACGAAAGGAAAACACAGACGCAACAAUCAAAACAAGUAGCAGCGGCGAAGAAAAAUGAUGUGGACAAGGAAGAACGACGACAGAAACGACUCUUGCGGAAUCGACUGGCUGCAAAAGAGUGUCGAGAAAAGAAAAGGCAGCAUCAAGAAUCUUUAGAGAAGCGAGUAGUGCAAUUGGAAGAAGAAAACGAACGGUUACGGGAAUCUGUCGACAGACUAAAAGAUAGACUCACACUUUGCCUGCAAAACCCGAAUGACUUCUAUCACCAUUCCCGUUAUUCCCUAGCCGCAACAUAGUUUCAAAGCAGUGUUAUAUAUACCUUUUCAAUCCUACUCUCAAUACUAUCACCAUCCGCUAGCAUAUGCCAACACAUUAUCAACCAUCCACAUCUUCAAAACUAACGUCUAUGAUAUGUAGAAUUAUGGCAUGUAAUAUAAAUGCUAAAUACACUGCAAUAAGAACGUUAUCCAGCGCAACUAUUUACGUUGAUCGGCAACUCCAGCACAACUAAGCUUUUGCGGCUGUGAUAACAAG